Messenger RNA from Coregonus sp. 'balchen', 5617 nucleotides. The record is from the annotation of a GenBank genome assembly. NCBI's taxonomy places the organism in Eukaryota, Metazoa, Chordata, Actinopteri, Salmoniformes, Salmonidae.
GUAUGUUACAUUUUGCGACCCGUCAACAAGAGAAAGUGUUCGCUGAAUGUACGGGAGAUUUCUGAGGAAGUUUGACUUUUUGCCAUACUUACGUUAGCUAGCUAGCGAGUAGCGUCAACUUUGCUGCGUGGCUAGCCGACUGACUUGAUAUUACAAGCUACAGUCAUUAUCGUACGGUGAUACAUAAAUACUACAGUAGUUGUAUAGUAAUUACGCGGAUUAGCUAGCUAACAGUUGGUUAACGUUGCAACUUUAGCUAUAAACAAAACAUUUUUUGAAGAAAAAGCGAUAGCCAGGGUUUAAAUGAAAAUGCAGAGUUACAGUUUCUUUCGUCGGCAUGGAAGUUCAUCUCCAAACGCCCGACCAAUAUGUCAGAAGAUACAGUUUACGCCGAGCGAUGAAGAGGAUGACCCGAUUGAGGACGGCAACAACAGUACAGGAGCUGAAUCGGGCUUUACAGAACUGGACUCUCCAAUGCAUGAGCUACGGGACAGUGUCGAUAAACGACUCGAACACAGCAGCCCUCUGAAUCGGACUGGGGAACGCGGUGAUGUGGAACUGUGGGACGAAGAAGGAUUCGGUUCUCCGUCUCACCUUCAGUCCCCCAGUAGCGUUAUUUUCACGAAGGGGUCCCGGUCACCACGGAAAAGCUCUCGGGUGUAUGGCAGUUCACCGGAGCGGUUAUACAUUCAGGACGAUGGGGAAGGCUCGAGCUCACCUAUUCCGGACUGCCCCGAAACACCUCCACACAAAACCUUCAGAAAACUUCGCCUUUUUGAUACUCCACACACACCAAAGGUUUGAACUUUUGAUCCAGCAUACCUGCAAGCUAUAAUAUACCUAAAAUUGGCUAAUAUUGUUUUGACAACAUAGUUAGCUAAGUAAGUUACAUGGCACUAACAUUUAUGGAGUAGUAGUUAUGUAUGCCAUUUUCCGAUGUGUGUAGUACUUUACAACAUGCUGGCAGCAUGACCUAGUGACUGAUCGAAACUUUACAUUUAAAAUGUUUUUAAUGGUAGCUUUUGUUGAAUAAUAGUAACCGCCCAAUUACCUAUUUUUAGUAAUACUAUACAAUUAUAUAAAACGUCAGUCAGCCUGCCAAAUGAGUCAUUGAUUCGAAGGCAGGCUUUUUCAUGGCUGGACAUGCCUCACUUAUCCACACUGGAAUCCUUGUCAACAUCAGUAUUAUGCAUUGAUAGGCAGAUUUGUUUAAAUUUUCACUUCAACUUUACUCAAAUAGUUAUUUAUAUUUGUGAUGUUAUUUCAGGUCAUUGGGAGUAUUUCACUUUAUCAUAAUAGUUUGUGCUCUAAGUGUCUCAACAUGUCUUGAAUAUGUUCAUUCUGUCAUUCGCAGAGUUUGCUGAACAAAGCCAGAACUGCCAGCUCAGUGUCCUCAAGUAGGAGAGUUGCUCUCUUCAGGAAUGUGGAUUCCACAGGAAAAUCUGGUCCAGACAGCAGGAGAAGCCAGACCCCUUUGGUCAACAUCAACCCCUUCACCCCCGAAGCCCUACUCAUCCAGUCUACCACUCAACAGAGGAACAACAGGAAGAGGGCACACUGGAACGAGUAUGUCACUCAUUAAGCCUAUAUUUCUUUUAGUCUAAUACUAACUUAUUUGGCAAUCUAAAACAGUUUAACUUAGUCUAAUUUAAACAGACAAUAAUUGAUCACUUAUGUUUUUAUCUUAUCACUUGAUACCUGGAUGUGUCCAUAUGUCGGUACACACAGAUUGUAACCCAUUGUUAUUGCUAGCUGGAAUCGUUAAAUCCGUUGACUAAGCAUCAGUAAGGCAAACGUCUGGCAGGAAACCAAGACCAGUCAUGGUCACUAAUGAACUCUGCCGUGUGUGAAGACCUCAGUGCUGCCUUCUGGUGGGUGGAAUGUGUGCUAACAAACUGUCUCGUUUUAUUCAGCUCCUGUGGUGAGAACAUGGAGGCGAGUGAUGCUGAAACGGAAGAAAUCAUUCCUCCGCCAAAGGUAGUUAUUUUCGAACCAUUCUGAUUUCUUUAUAGCAUUACGAUAAACUAGGUUCACUCGCAGGCAUGUUAUUCAGCAAAGCUCUCAACAGGAUGUUCAUUUACACAUAUCCACUUAGAUGGAGUGUAAAGUGAGGCAAUAAUAACAUAGUCUAACUAAUAUGUUAUUUGGAUUAUUAUGAUUUUCUAUUAAACCUCUCCAUCCUCAGAGAAUCACCAUGAUGGAGAGCAACAUGAAGUCCAGGUACGCGUCUGAGUUCCACCAGCUGGAGAAGAUCGGCUGCGGGGAGUAUGGCGCAGUCUUCAAGUGUGUCAAAAGACUGGACGGCUGCAUCUACGCUAUCAAGCGCUCAAAGAAGCCCCUGGCAGGCUCUGUGGAUGAGUAAGUUGGAGUUUAUCUGUCUGUGAAACAGGAGCACGCUCUAAAUAUACUGAACGAAAAUGUAAAUGCAACAUGCAACAAUUCCGAAGAUUUUACAGAGUUACAAUUCUUAGAAGGAAAUCAGUCAAUUGAAAUAAAUUCAAUAGGCCCUUAUCAAUGGAUUUCACAUGACUGGGCAGGGGCGCAGCAAUGGGUGGGCCUGGGAGGGCAUAGGCCCACCUACUGGGGAGCCAGGCCCAGCCAAUCAGAAUGAGUUUUUCCCCACAAAGGGGCUUUAUUACAGACAGACAAUACUCCUCAGCAUACCCCCGCUCCUCAGAUGAUCCCGCAGGUGAAGAAGCUGGAUGUGGAGGUCCUUGGCUGGCGUGGUUACACGUGGUCUGCAGUUGUGAGGCCGGUUGGACGUACUACCAAAUUCUCUAAAACAUUGGAGGCGGCUUUUGUUAGAGAAAUGAACAUUCAAUUCUCUGGCAACAGCUCUGUUGGACAUUCCUGCAAGUUAGCAUGCCAAUUGCACGCCCCCUCAAAACUUGAGACAUAUGUGGCAUUGUGUUGUGACGAAACUACAAAUUUUAGUGGCAUUUGUCCCCAGCACAAGGUGCACCUGUGUAAUGAUCAUGCUGUUUAAUCAGCUUCUUGAUAUGCCACCCCUGUCAUGUGGGUGGAUUAGCUUGGCAAAGGAGAAAUGCUCACUAACAGGGAUGUAAACAAUUUUGUGCACAAAAUGAGAAGCUUUUUGUGCGUAUGGAACAUUUUUGGAAUCUUUUAUUUCAGCUCAUGAAACAUGGGAGCAACACGUGUUGCGUUUUUAUAUUUUUUGUUCAGUAUAUAUUGUGUAUGGAAUUCUUGCUGAAGCCAGUCUAAGAUAUGCUGAAGUUCUCACAUCCUCCCUUUGUUGCUGUCACCCAUGUAUUCCAACAAGACUUGGGAAUAGUAUGUCAUAUCCAGUCAAUAGUAGCUUGAAUAAUAAAUAGUAUUAGUUAUCCUAACCACAGUAAACAUCAAACUUGAAGAAAUGCCUAAUCUAAUCACAUCCGUGUUGUCCCCCCCCAGGCAGAAUGCCCUCCGGGAGGUGUACGCCCACGCCGUGCUGGGCCAGCACCCCCAUGUGGUGCGCUACUACUCGGCCUGGGCCGAGGAUGACCACAUGCUCAUCCAGAACGAGUACUGCAAUGGCGGCACCCUCUCGGACGUCACGGCCGAGAACUACCGGCGGCUAGGCUUCCUGUCGGAGCUGGAACUGAAGGACCUGCUACUGCAGGUCACUCGCGGCCUCAAGUACAUCCACUCGUCCUCACUGGUCCACAUGGACAUCAAGCCUAGUAAGUACCACUGUGGGGAUGGAAAGCAUUCAUUUUAAUAGUAGAUGGGAUUUGUCAUAAUGAAGUGGAAUUUUCUUUACAUUUCUGUUUAGUUAACAGUAGCGAGAAGAGAAACCGGCACACAGCUCUUGCUUGUAUCACUUCUUUUAUUCAAGCAUUUAACAGCAGGACAUCUUGUGAAUCACAUCCCUAAUUCAAUGCAAUUUGUUUGAUGUGUUUUUGUCUUUACUUAGUCAUUGAGGACAAAAAACGAGUUUGCAUAUUGUCUUUCAGGCAAUAUUUUUAUCUCACGCAAGACGGUUGGCAGUGUAGACGCGUGUGAUGAAGAGGAGGAUGAAAAGGAUGGACUGGCCACCAGUGUGGUGUACAAAAUAGGGGACCUUGGCCAUGUGACGAGGGUGAACAAUCCUCAAGUUGAAGAAGGCGAUAGCAGGUUCCUGGCAAAUGAAGUCCUUCAAGAGGUGAGUUGUUUUCUCUCCAGUAGAAACUUGCCACACCCCCUCCCCCUAGCUAAAGUAUUAUUAGAAAAUUCAAGGUCAUUCAAAUGAUUCUUUACAACGUUCCUAAUCACGUCAACCUUUUCUCUCAGGACUACAGUAACUUGACGAAGGCGGACAUCUUUGCCCUGGCCCUGACUGUGAUCAGUGCCUCGGGGGCGGAGCCUCUGCCCACCAAUGGGGACAAGUGGCAUGAGAUCCGUCAGGGAAAACUGCCACCCAUCCCACAAGUGCUAUCUCAGGAAUUCCUGAGUCUUCUCAAGGUAAGAACUUGAUGUUACUUCAAGCUUUUUCCUUUGAAUUGUGAUGUAGGUAAAUUUAAGAAGGUUAUGACUGUUUUCUAAAAGCAGUCCUUUUCCUCUUGACCCUUUGCUUAUACCACAGCAUUAUUGAAUACUUGUUUCUGAUUGGCUAGAAGGGCAUUCUAGAAUGGACAUUAAAACCAGAUAACGGGACAGUUGGAAAAUAUAAGUUUCUAUGCCACUGCUAUUCAGUGGUGUUCACUGUCCUGUUAUAGGACAAACUGAUAAAGCUCUGUGAUAUUGCAAGAUAUACUGUUCAUUUGAAUUGUGCUCUCAAACAUCAAUUGGAUUUACAGUUGCUAGUUUUCAGGUGGUAACCUCAGUUUUCUCCCCCUCCCCUGCAGCUGAUGAUUCACCCUGAUCCCACCAGGCGGCCGUCCACCUCCGACCUCAUCAAGCACCCGGUGCUGUUGACCGCAGCUAGAAUGAGUGCUGACCAGCUCCGUGUGGAACUCAACGCAGAGAAGUUCAAGAACGCCCUGCUUCAGAAGUAAGUACAGAAUGGCAAUGGCACCAAAAGUGAAACAACGAUCUGAUGUAGCACAACUUUCCCCUAAGUCUGUUUUUGUCAACACCAAAGGCAGUGGUUAGCUAGUUGUUGCUCUUGCUUUUACAUGGGUAUACCAGUUUCUCCCUGCUGGCACCUUGUACCACUAGUGAGCCAACCUACCCAUAGUGUGACAUAAAUUGAUUCAUUGACGGCUAAGUGACAUUUGAAGAUGUAGAAAAGGCGGGGCUUGUAGAUUAGAGAUUUGCGGUAUGGACUUUUGGUUUCACCAUCUGUUUGUCUCAUGGUGCAGUGUUUCAUUCAGGUUUGGUCUAACUGUUCAUUGGUUUCCCCAGGGAGCUGAAGUUGGCCCAGAUUGCCAAAGCUGCUGCUGAGGAGAAGGUUCUGUCCACGGACAGAGUCCUGACCCGCUCCACUGUCCAGCCCAACCCCAAAACCUCUAGACUCAUCGGCAAGAAGAUGAACCGCUCAAUGAGCCUGACAAUUUACUGAAACACAGACCCCCCCCCCCCCCCCCCCCCCCCCCCGAGUGGGGAACAUGGACUGGAAAACUGAUAUCUAGGGAAUUUGACUAGCUACGUAUUCUGUUGGGUACAAGUGGUGAAAAUGGACCCCAUUUCCACUGGUCAC